CCGCCCCCGCAGCCUGUCAAACGCCGGGCGGGUGCACGGUCGGCCGCGUCGCCCCCUGCAGUGGGCUUUGCGACCUGCCGUAAGGCGGGCCCUCGCGCCGUCGCGACUCCGCCGUGCGCCGCGGGAGCCGGCGGACGGCAGCCAUGGCGGCCUUGCGACGCGCGGGGAGGGCCUUGCCUCCUCUCUGCCGCGCCUUCUCGGGCGGCGGCCGUCAGCUCGUCCCCGAGCGCGGCGCCGAGCGCAGGGAAGCAGCGCCGAGCCAGGUCUCAGGAUUCUGCCCUCCAAGAAAAUCUUGCCAUGAUUGGAUAGGACCCCCAGAUAAAUAUUCAAACCUUCGACCUGUUCACUUUUACAUCCCUGAAAAUGAAUCACCUUUGGAACAAAAGUUAAGAGAAUUAAGACAAGAAACACAGAAAUGGAACCAGCAGUUCUGGGCAAACCAGAAUUUGACUUUUCAUAAGGAAAAAGAAGAGUUCAUUCACUCAAGACUAAAAGCCAAAGGCCUGGGACUGAGAGCUGAAUCAGAGCAGCUUGAUGAGGUGUGCUGUUGUGACCCGAGUCCUGGAGACGGGAGAAGCCACAGUCCGGCCGCAGGGCCAGUGAUGGACAGAGUCCCAUCCCGUGGAGCCACUGACUGCUGUGCAGGGAGGACACUUCCCACCUCUUCAGCUCUUGUGAGGGGUCAAAAAGCAACAUUGAAUGCAGAAGAAAUGGCUGACUUUUACAAGGAAUUUUUAAGUAAAAAUUUUCAGAAGCACAUGUAUUAUAACAGGUGCGAUGAUAGGACAUGGCGUUUGAGAUUUGCUGUGACAUUCGCAGGGCGGUAACCGUGUCGGAUGGGCAGGUGGGGCAGGGUCUAGAGAGCGCGGGGUGGCGGUUGAGGCUGGAGGAGCUCUUGAGUGACGCUCGGGCAUAAAGCCCAGCCCUGCAGCGUCCAGAGUCGCUGCUGAUGCUGUCAGGUGUCACUCCAAACUAGCUGAGCUAUUCAGUCAAGCCAGUAUUAAUUAGGUUUCCCUGGACCUUUGAUUUCCGGUGUAGACACAGCAUCUUUGUGCCUUGCUUCCUCUCCGGUAAGCUUGAUGUGUUCCGUGCGGCACUCAGUCGAGAGAGCGUCUGGCAGCAGUGGAGCCUGAGUGCCGCCCUCCAUGCCCACACCUCCUCCUGCCUCUGCUUUCCUUACGCAAACAGGGCAAGCUUAGUUUGUCUUUUCCACUCAUUUUAUCAAGUCAGGUUGUCUGUAUCGGUGGAGUGGAAUCUGGCUUUUCCUUAAUAACUUAAGAACUUCAAUCUCGGUGGGAUACCGGUUUUUUUUUCCCUGGAAGCUUUUGUUACUUAUUUAAGGUGUUGCUUCCCAUUUAUAGCAUCACUUAAGUAGAUAGACACGUAAAGAUUGUUCUCUUGUGGAGAGGGGUUUUCUAUCUAGCUGUGCAAAGGCUCCAGAAAACUAGCAUUUUUACCUCUUUGUGAUUGCUUCAUUUAAGCCCUUGGUUAUGCUCCAUUCUUCUCUGCUGAGGUCCAGUCUGGAAUAGCAGUUCCAUGUUCCCUCAUUAGCUCAUUGGGAUGAAAAGCACUGGCACUUGUUGGCAUUUCAGCUUCCAGCGGCUCAGCACUGAGUCUGGAAUGUGUGCGUUCUGUUGUGGAAACUUGCCAAGUUUUGCCCAUUCAGCUGCUGACAAUGUGGUGAAUGUGCAGGUUCCGACAUGUUCUGUAGAGUAAUUCACAGGCGAGUAAGCCUACGACAGCGUGUAACUCCAUCCCAGUAUUUGUAUGAGAAGCUCUGGAAUGAUCUCUUUAGAGACACAAGUUAUCCAAAAGUUCAGAUCAUCUAGAAAAAGAGGAUGUGGAACUUGAUGGUGUUGGCACUUGCGAUAAGUUAGCUUCUCAAGAUGGAGCGCUUUUGUCAUGUGUUUCUUAUGCAAAUAAGGUGCCCAAGCCAGGAGGGUCCCCACGAGUUCCUGUAGGGCCUCCAGUCCUUUUCUAAGCGGUCACGCCCCCAUCACUCUGCAAUUGUGUCUCCGAGAGAAUGGGCUCUUUGGGGCCCCACAGCUUCCGAGGGCUCUUUUGGAGUCUUCUAGCAAAAACCAGAGGAGGCUUGCAGCAGCCUCCAGGAAUGGGAAAGGGGGGUUGGGGCACACAGGGCAGCUCAGCCUGGUGGAAGUCCAGGUGGAGGUUUUGUGGACAGUUUAGCUUUAAUGAGGGUGGGAAAAGGCAGAGACAGUGAGGAAGGGCGGAGGAGGAGCUGGUUCAGAUGCCUGGGUGCUGGCCGUUGGGUCCUGGGCGUGUGUCACGUGUGCUUGUCCUGUUCCUCUGUAGGGACUGGUACAAGCGUAAUUUUGCCAUCACCUUCUUCAUGGGAAAAGUGGCCCUGGAGAGGAUUUGGAACAAGCUUAGACUGAAACACAAGAAGACCAGAAAUUAGGAGCCCACUCUGACCUAUCCAGCGGCGUUCGAGUUUCCACAAGAAGCAGCUGCUUAUAGGAGCUCUUUUUUCAAGGGCUCUAAUACCUGUGAGUGCAGGGCAGGCUGGGAGGACGUGGGUCCUGCUGUGCUGAGGCCAACGUGGCUCCGUCCUGACUGGAUUCCAAGCUGACCCUUGGUCACGAAAGUGAUAUUAAAUAAAACCCAAGGACUUCCUAGGUGGCGCAGUGGUAAAGAAUCUGCCUGCCAAUGCAGGGGACACGGGUUCGAGCCCUACCCUGGGAAGAUUCCACAUGCCACGGAGCAGCUAAGCCUGAGCGCCACAACUAUUGAGCCUGUGCUCUAGAGCCCGUGAGCCACGACUAUUGAGCCCAUGUGCCGCAACUAUUGAAGCCCAUGCACCUAGAGCCCGUGCUCCAAAACAAGAGAAGCCACUACAAUGAGGAGCCUGCGCACCACAAUGAAGGGUAGCCCCCGCUUGCAGCAACUAGAGAAAGCCUGUGUGCAGCAACGAAGACCCAACGCAGCCAAUUAAAUAAAUAAAUAAAUAAAUAAAUUUAUAAAUAAAACCCAAGCACUGAGUGCCUCUUUUCUCUGUUUUUGAAUUAUACCUAUUUGAAAAAGAACAAUAUAAAAAUAUUAAUAAAAUUUCACUUGAAAAGUUUGGCUCCACUGAUGGGAAUGAUUAGGAAGCUGGCUGCGGUGUUAUGGCCUCAGCAGACCGGUGGGCCCUGGUUGUUGGAGGUCCCUGGGUCCAGGCAGCUGUCCUGGGAGGCGUGCACACACAGACCUGGAAGCAGGUGCGGCUCCUCCGUCAGAACCCAGGGGAUGGCAGAGGCGCCUGCGGGGAACUUUUCUCCAUUUACCCCAGUGAUGCAGAGCCUGUGUCCAAAGAUUUCCGGAACAGCUUCCUGUGGAUCAUGUCCCUCUGCUUCAGUUCUUGUAAAAUCAGCAUUGUUUGAAAUAGAAUUAUGUGGUUAGAAAAUGAUGAAGCUCUCUUUACUGUGUCCUGGAGCUGGUGGGGUAGGGGCAGGGAGCCUGCCUCAGCAGCAGGGAAGUGGCCCUCAGAGCCAGGACACACACCUGUCCUCUGAGGACAGACGAGACAUCUGGCUUUUACCAAAAGCCACUUGGCAAGCAGUUUUUAUUCCAAAAUGGGGUGUGACAGUAGAGUGGGAAGGCUGGAUUUCUUCUGUGGCUUAUAAACUGCUGCCACUGGAGGUGCCCUCCACGGAGGAAUUCCGGGGACAGAGGAAACACAUCAUCCCCGUACCCCCACCCCCACCCCACAUCCGCAUCCCCACCCCAGGCUUUUAAGGGCCAUGUGGAUGGAUGAGGGUGAUUCUGAAGAGGAAAGCCAAGCGCCGCUGAGUGUGGUGGUUCCAGGUGAACACGGCGCAGCCCAUCAGCUCCAUGAGCUGUAACCCAGGUGUCCACAGAGGUUCCCAGGGAGUGGAGCACGUGCACCAAGCAGCAUGGGACACGAGGUUCACAGGAACAACCCCAUCUCACUCAUCACACCACUGUCUCUGCUAAGCACAGCCUGUCACCAGCCCUGUGACACUGCGUCUGCACAGAAACACCAGCAGGGUUGGGGACCGGGCGGGACCCUGGUUCCACGUGCACGAGCCCAGAGGCGUGAACUGUUUUCUAGCGUGUAAUUCUUUCUCCCAUCCCAUCAGACUCGCUGACUGACUUUCGGGUCACUUAAGGUCUUCUCCCUGCACCUGUUUCUAAUUCCUUUUGCACAUCAGUUCUUAGAGGUUUUGAAAGUGACUUUCCACAGAGACCAAUUACCAACUGUUAAAGAUACCUCUUGUUAUAUGUUACCAUCUCUGUGAAGACAGAGGGAGAGUAUGGAAAGUGGGCAUGUGUUUGUCACCUGUGGGACUAGUGAGUGACCUCGCAGGUGCAGGUGUGAAGAGUCUCCCUCUGAGGUGUGGAGAUCCUGAUGUCCCAGAGCGCUUAGUCUGGUGCUGCAGACAGCUCGUUUACGGGAGCACUGAGCAAAUGGAUUCUGCCCUUCACCUGGUGGCGUGUGACCCUCCACCAGUGUUAAUCUUGUCUAAGAACUUUUACCAGCCAUAGCUCUUCCUGCACUUUUCAUAAUUUACCUCCUAGGGGCAGGCCUCCUGAGGUUUCAAGGAACAGAAACUUGAAUCAAGUAAGCUCUGGUCAAGGGUUAGGGGCAAGUAACUGGCCGGAGCCAGAGAUCUCCAGAAAUAGACCACCUGGGCCCCUGCACUGGGGAAAGCCCUCCAGCCAGGGACUGUUACAUCCCUGGCCUGGGCCCUCGGGGUGACGGGCGAUGCAGUGCUGGGCGGGGACUUGAGGUUCUCAUCCCCACCAGAGCCCCUCAGAGGUGCGGCCAGGAGACGCUGCUGUCACAGUCCCAAGGAUGCUUUAAGAGUGACUUCAAGGUGAGCCCAAAGCAACAUACGUUCUGUAUUCAGACAAGAGAAAGCAUGAGGGGCUCUUAGACUUUGUGAAGUAAAAAUGGUGAAAGCAAAGUUUCCUUUAAAGAAAGAGCAGCGCCCUCAGUGGCUGUGUCCUGGGCUGGGAGGUGAGGAGGAAAUUUCGGGUGUCUUGACGCCCCCAGUGAUAGGAAGACAGCAGAGGCCAGGGCGCGAUGCAAAGCACCCCCACAUCCCAGCGUCCAGAGUCCCGCAUGGGUCUUCUGCAAUUGUUUGCACUCGACUUAGUGGUGGUCAGACCGAGGACUGGAGAAGCGUUUUACAACUCAGGACUUGUGUGGUUGAAAUACGGUAGCUGCAUGUUGUCUUUUUUUAGUAAUUUAGUUGAAUGCCAAAAUGGUUACUUGACUCGGUGUAAACCGUGUUGCUGGCUUCUUAAAUGCUUAGUGAGUUAAUGAGAAAUGACAGUGCUGUUUUCCUCUUUCUUGGAUUCUUAAACAUUUAAGAUUGACUGUGGUAAAUGUUACUUUACGUCACAAACAAAUGCAAAUAAAAAAUUUUUUGGAGUAUAGUUGAUUGACAAUGUUGUAUUAGUUUCAGGUGUACAGCACAGUGAUUCAGUUAUAUAUGUAUGUAUCUGAAUUCUUUUUUCAAUUACUUUCCAUUAUAAUUUAUUACAAGAUAUUGAAUAUGGUUACCUGUGCUAUACAGUAAAUCCUUGUUGUUUAGCAGAUAAAUUUUAAUUAAGGUUAUUUUGACCCUAAAUUUGGAUGCCAAGUUUUAAAAAAUUUAGGUUGUUUUAAGAUGGUUCUCUGUUACAGGCAUAUUUAAAUAAAGUAUUUUUGUAGACUUUUAAAUAAUUACAGAAUAAAGGUAAUCUCAGUGAUGUAUUUUAUACUGCUUUUCCCAGAAAAAUCUGAUAAAAUUUAAUGCUUCUGUUUUAUGAAUUAGAAGGUAAAAUAAAAUUGAGUCUCUUUCCCCC
Hippopotamus amphibius kiboko is the source of this 5814-nucleotide messenger RNA. Its product is annotated as cytochrome c oxidase assembly factor 8. NCBI's taxonomy places the organism in Eukaryota, Metazoa, Chordata, Mammalia, Artiodactyla, Hippopotamidae. The record is from RefSeq and is a predicted model, not a curated record. The coding region runs from base 144 to 827 and encodes 227 amino acids. The transcript has 6 exons. Gene Ontology annotation, cellular component: mitochondrion. Gene Ontology annotation, biological process: intrinsic apoptotic signaling pathway.